Camellia sinensis is the source of this 1941-nucleotide messenger RNA. Lineage: Eukaryota; Viridiplantae; Streptophyta; Magnoliopsida; Ericales; Theaceae. The record is from RefSeq and is a predicted model, not a curated record.
UUUUUCGUCCUAUAUUCAAUUGUUGAUUUUUGUAGCAUACUCACAAGUGUGUGUAUAUAGAACACAUAUUCAUCCAAACAAAUCUUGACUUGCAUGCACAGACACAAUUUUCAAGUUUGAAAUUGCAACUCAUAUCAUAUAGAGAAACAAAAAAAUGUUUUCUUUAUUGCAUCCCUUCUUUCUCUCUCUUCUUCCCUUGUUUUUCUUCACACUUCUCCUUCUCAAAUGGCUAUCCACCACCCAACAACCACACAAAAACCUACCACCAUCUCCCUCAAAGCUCCCAAUCAUCGGAAACCUCCACCAAAUGGGCCAAUUCCCUCACCGCUCUCUCCUAUCGCUAUCACAAAAACACGGACCUCUCAUGCUACUUCAAUUUGGUAGCAUGCCAGUUCUCGUGGUCUCGUCUGCAAAAGCAGCGCACGAAAUCAUGAAAACCCAUGACCUCACUUUCUCCAACCGGCCUAAACUGAGAAUUGCUAGCAAGCUCUUGUAUGAAGCCAGGGAUGUGGCUUUCGCCCGCUAUGGCGAGUAUUGGAGGCAGAUGAGGAGCUUAUGUGUGUUGCAGCUCCUAAACAACAAGCGGGUAAAGUCUUUCUGCGCAGUGAGAGAAGAAGAAACGGCCCUUAUGCUAGAGAAGAUCAAACAAUCAUGUUCUUCUUCAUCUUCAACAACGGUAAAUUUGAGCGAAAUGUUAGUGUCGCUUACGAAUGGUGUCGUGUGUAGGGUGGCCUUGGGGAGGAAACACAGUGGGAGAAAGUUUAAGGAGCUUUUGGGAGAGGUUGUAGAGUUGUUGGGUGUUUUUGAUUUGGGAGAUUAUAUUCCAUGGCUUGCAUGGGUGAAUAGUUUCAAUGGUUUGUAUAAGAGAGUGGAUAGAGUUGCUAAGGAGUUGGAUGAUUUUUUAGAGAGUGUAGUUGAAGAACAUAUGGAUUUGAGGAGAGAGAAAAGUGGUGGUGCGAGAGCGGAUCAUGAAGGUGGUGAUGAAAUUCAACAAGACUUUGUAGAUGUGUUGCUUGAUAUUCAAAGAGAUAAUAAGGUUGGCUUUCCUGUUGAUAGGGAUAGCAUCAAAGCACUCAUCUUGGAUAUGUUUGCUGCUGGAACUGAUACUACAUACUCGGCUUUAGAGUGGGUGUUGGCAGAGCUCUUGAAACACCCCAAAGUCUUGAAAGAACUCCAGAACGAAGUGCGACGAAUAGGCAACGGCAAGCAAUACAUAACUGAAAAUGACUUGGAGAAAAUUCACUACCUAAAAGCCGUGAUCAAAGAGGCUAUGCGCCUACAUCCUCCUAUUCCAUUGCUAGUUCCUCGAAGAUCAACCCAAGAUGUCAAGUUAAUGGGGUAUGACAUUGCUGCUGGCACACAAGUAAUUACAAAUGCUUGGGCGAUUGGGAGAGACCCAUUGUCAUGGGAUGAGCCAGAGGAAUUCAGGCCCGAGAGGUUCUUGAGUACUUCAAUAGAUUUCAAAGGGCAUGACUUCGAGCUAAUCCCAUUUGGUGCUGGGAGAAGGGGUUGUCCUGGAAUUCAAUUUGCCAUGGCAGUGGAUGAGCUUGCAUUGGCAAAUCUUGUGUACGAGUUUGAUUUUGCUGUCCCUAAUGGAGCAAGAGGAGAGGAUUUGGACAUGAGUGAAGCUAUUGGUUUGACAGUCCACAAGAGGUCUCCUAUAUUGGCUGUUGUGACUCCUUGUUCCUUCUAGUCUCCACCUCAUCCUUUCAAAAAAGAAAAAAUUAUUAUUAUUAUGAUAUGUUGGUGUAGCAUGCACUAUUCACACACUAUCAGAGUUUGUAAGAAAAAUAAGUUUUGAUUGGCUUAAAGUAAUGUGCUAAUUUGAUAGCUAAAAAUAAAUAAAUAAUUAAGCAAAAAAUAAAUAUUGGACAAGAAGUUACCAAAUUUUAUGUGAUUUGACGAAUUCUGCCUACAUUAAUAAAUCUUUCGUUUUGUCCA